AUGACUUCCACAACACACGAUGUGGUGGACUGUGAUGUCGACACCAAGCAGCCUCCCCUCCUGGAAGGCAAGCAGGGCGCAAGGAAGGAACAGUCCAUGACCUUGUUGCAAGCAGUGAAGCUGUACCCCAAGGCCGUCGGCUGGUCUGUUCUGCUCUCUACGACCCUCAUCAUGGAAGGAUACGACCUCGCUCUGCUCAGCUCCAUGUAUGCAUCUCCUGCCUUCAACAAGAAAUUCGGCGUCCAAGGACCAGAUGGGAAGUGGGCUGUCCCGGCAUCCUGGCAAUCGGGUUUAUCGAACGGUGCACGAUGCGGAGAAGUCAUUGGACUUCUUCUAAAUGGUCUUAUCUCGGAGCGACUGGGAUACCGACGAACGAUGAUUUGUGCUCUCUUUACCAUCACGGCGGUCAUCUUCCUAUUCUUCUUCGCCGUCAACGUGCAAAUGCUUCUUGCCGCUGAAAUUCUGGCCGGUAUUCCCUGGGGUAUAUUUCAGACUCUCCCAGCCGCCUACGCAUCCGAGGUUUGUCCUGUCGUCUUGCGUCCGUAUCUGACUACCUUCAUCAAUAUGUGUUGGGUAUUCGGGCAGUUCGUCGCAGUGGGUGUUAAUCGUGGCUCGAUCUCAAGAGACGAUCAAUGGGCGUAUCGCAUUCCUUUCGGAGUGCAGUGGGCAUGGCCCUUGCCUAUUUUGAUGGGCUGUCUCUUUGUGCCCGAAUCUCCCUGGUGGCAUGUCCGUCAGGGGAAUAUUCAAGGUGCACGUCGUGCAUUGCAGCGACUGACCUCCGACAACGACCCGACGUUCAACUUGGAUGAGACAAUUGCUAUGAUCCAGCACACCAAUGAGUUGGAAAUGUCGCUGUCCAGUGGAACUUCAUACUGGGAUUGCUUCAAGGGUACGAACCUGCGCAGAACCGAGGUUGUCUGUUUUGUCUGGCUUGUUCAGACACUGUGCGGUCAAAACCUGAUGGGGUAUUUCGCGUACUUCAUGGUCCAGGCUGGUCUGCCCACGGUGCAAUCAUUCAAUAUGUCCUUGGGUCAAUAUGCACUCGGUGUCAUCGGUACACUGGGUUCCUGGUUCUUAAUGACAGUCGCCGGUCGGCGAACCAUCCACGUCUGCGGUCUAGCUUGUCUCUUCACCCUCCUCAUCAUCACGGGAAGUCUCUCAUUUGCCGACAACAAUGGCGCCAAAUGGGCUAUUGGCGUGAUGCUUAUUAUUUUCACAUUUUGCUACGACAUCACAGUCGGCCCAGUCACAUACUCGCUAGUCUCGGAGCUCUCAUCGACCCGACUCAAGGCCAAGACCAUUGUCCUUGCUCGCAGUCUCUACAACAUCAGCAAUAUUGUUGUGAAUGUCUUGACGAACUACCAGCUGAACUCGACUGCUUGGCACUGGGGUGCUAGAAGUGCUUAUUUCUGGGCCGGGACCUGUCUCCUCAGUCUUAUUUGGGCUUACUUCCGCCUCCCGGAGCCCAAGGGGCGCACUUAUGAAGAGCUGGACUUGUUGUUUGAAAGAGGUAUUUCAGCUCGGAAGUUCGCGCAGACGAAUGUUGAUCCGUACGAGGAAGAGGCAAUCGAGGUUCGAGAAGAGCGUGCGAGUAAGGACUAG
Penicillium argentinense is the source of this 1602-nucleotide messenger RNA. RefSeq names its product putative MFS maltose permease. NCBI's taxonomy places the organism in Eukaryota, Fungi, Ascomycota, Eurotiomycetes, Eurotiales, Aspergillaceae. The coding region runs from base 1 to 1602 and encodes 533 amino acids. Gene Ontology annotation, molecular function: carbohydrate:proton symporter activity. The record is from RefSeq and is a predicted model, not a curated record. The transcript has a single exon. Gene Ontology annotation, biological process: transmembrane transport; carbohydrate transport. Gene Ontology annotation, cellular component: membrane.